UCUGAGUCCAGAGAUGCGUCUCCUCUGUUGUCAGAUCCGGCUGCGGUCACGCAGGUUGCCGAGCUUGGACAGGGUGUGCGCGCAGACCAGUGUCGUUAAACGUGGGACCUGCGCAGACUCUCAAAAGGCUGCGCGACAUGAACGCGCCCAGCGGCUUUGGAAUUGAGCAUGCGCAUUAGAAAGCGGAGCCGGUGGAAACUGGCGCCAUUUCGGAUCGGCGCGGUGUCAGCAUUGCAUAGAACACAGCGCGCAAAGAGCCAACAUGGAGAACCCUGCCAUCCAGCUUCAUAACCGCGUCGAGCCGCCCUCGCUUCCACAGGGAGGCCAGCCAAGGAUACGCGCCGAAUCAUCCAGGCACGCCUUCUGCUGGGACGCUUUCAUUACAGCUCCGGACAGAGAGAGGGCUGCUUUGUGUACCUGGAGAGAGGUGGCUGCAGGCGCUGCUGAUUUGCCGAGACCAGUCUGCCACUAAAACCAGUGAAGAUGGACGUCAGUGUCUCCGUGUCGUUCUUUCAAGAGCAGCUCGCCUCUCCCGUCGAGCGCGCAGUGAAAGCGGCUGUAGACUCCGUCCUGCGGGAAAUUACUGAAGUUGUCGGCAGCAGAUUCACUGAGUUCCGAGUGGAAAUGACUGCAAUGAAGAGAGAGAAUGAAAGUCUGAAGCUGAGACUGGAAAUAUCAGAGAGCGAGCUGAGAGCCGUGCGAGGGUGUAUAAACGCUGCAGAUACAGACAUUAAACAGCCUUUCAUAUUUCAGGAUCCCAGAGAGAGCCGUGCUAUCCCUGAAUCUGAUGCACAGGAGGAGCCAAAGAUAGAAGCAGUUUCCACACAAGAGGAGUCCUUUGAGCAUGAGUGCUGUGCAAGUCUAGUGCAGGUUACAGAGCUGCUGUUUGUUAAAGAUGAAGAGGUCCCUCAACAGGAAUGUGUUCCUAUCAAAGAGGAGUUCAUAGAGCAGGAAUGUGUCUCCAUCGCAGAGGAACUUCCUGCUGAAUAUAAUGCCUGUGCACUUGAGGAGAACAACAAGCUGGGAUCCAGCCUGUGUGAUGAGUCUCCAUCUGAACCUGAACUGGGAUUUAGAGCUUCUAAAGUAGCUGAAGGGGAACACGACUCCACUCCAUCAGCCCAGUGCAAAAACUCUUCUAGUGGCAAACCACAGUGCAAGAACAACAGAGAAACGACACCCCAAGAAGAGUAUGUGAAGAUGUUAAGAACUCGCUCCAUUAAAAUCCCUUCUUUACAAAACAGACCCCCUCUUACUGUGGAGAGUACAGAGACGCCACAUUCUGCAUGUUUCAACAGUUCUGAAACCCAGGGCAACUUGAAGACCUUGCCUCGUUCUAUUAAAGCUUCUAAAGUAGAUGAAGGAGAACACGACUGCACUCCAUCAUCCCAGUGCGAAAACUCUUCUAGUAGCAAACCACAGCGCAAGAAGCACAGAGAAGCGACACCCCAAGAAGAGUACGUGAAGACAUUGAGAACUCGCAUCAUUAAAAUCCCUUCUUUACAAGACAGACCCCCUCUUACUGUGGAGAGUACAGAGAUACCACAUUCUGCAUGUUUUAACAGUUCUGAAACCCAGGGCAACUUGAAGAACUUGCCUCGUUCUAUUAAAGGUGGGAAGAGUUCCUGUCAAUUGGAGGUUCCUGAAACUCACAAGGGAAAUCACACAGGAAGGGCUACAUUUUCAUGUGGUGAUUGUGGGAAGAGUUUCAAUCUUUUAUCACUACUUAAAAGACACCAGCACAUUCACACAGGAGAGAAACCUUCCCACAUACAGUCCAGUGAUAAGAGUUUCACACAGUUAGGAAAUCUUCAUUCACACCAGCGCAUUCACUGCACUGAGUGUAGGAAAACAUUCAGUCGCACAGGAAACCUUAAAAAACACAAGGUGGUUCACACAGGAAAGAAACCUCAUCACUGUGCUGCUUGUGGGAAGAGAUUCAGCCAGUUUGGAAACCUUAAAAUCCACCAGCGCAUUCACACAGGAGAGAAACCUCAUCACUGUGCUGUUUGUGGGAAGAGAUUCAGCCAGUUUGGAGACCUUAAAAGACACCAUAAAAUUCAUACAGGAGAGAAACCUCAUCAUUGUGCUGUUUGUGGGAAGAGAUUUAGCCUGUUUGGAAACCUUAAAAUCCACCAGCGCAUUCACACAGGAGAGAAACCUCAUCACUGUGCUGUUUGUGGGAAGAGAUUCAGCCAGUUUGGAGACCUUAAAAGACACCAUAAAAUUCAUACAGGAGAGAAACCUCAUCACUGUGCUGUUUGUGGGAAGAGAUUUAGCCUGUUUGGAAACCUUAAAAUCCACCAGCGCAUUCACACAGGAGAGAAACCUUAUCACUGUACUGAGUGUGGGAAGAGAUUCAGUCACAUAGGAAGCCUUAAAAACCACAAAGCCAUUCACACAGGAGAGAAACCUCAUCACUGUGGUGCUUGUGGGAAGAGAUUCAACCAGUCUGAAGACCUUAAAAGACACCAUAAAAUUCACACAGGUGUGUAAUCCUCUCCCUGCUCUUAAUGUGUGAAGAGGGUAAGUCAGUUGCAGGCUCUUACAGGACUCGAGAACUUUCUCAGAAUUGCAGACACUUGAACAACAGGAGGAUAUUUUACUAAAUACAGAAAUAUUUACUGAAAACAAAAACUAAACCUGCUUGAUAAACAGAGUCUUAACUAUCUAUGAGGACGCCGGGGUCGAUCCUCGCUUGUUUUUUUGCAUCAUCAAUGCUGAAGCUCAUGUAAAAAUUCUGCUAAAGUAC
This is a messenger RNA of Polyodon spathula (Mississippi paddlefish), 2749 nucleotides long. RefSeq names its product zinc finger protein with KRAB and SCAN domains 7-like. The transcript is spliced from 4 exons. Gene Ontology annotation, biological process: regulation of transcription by RNA polymerase II. Bases 484 to 2493 code for a protein of 669 amino acids. Gene Ontology annotation, cellular component: nucleus. Gene Ontology annotation, molecular function: RNA polymerase II cis-regulatory region sequence-specific DNA binding; DNA-binding transcription activator activity, RNA polymerase II-specific. The record is from RefSeq and is a predicted model, not a curated record. NCBI's taxonomy places the organism in Eukaryota, Metazoa, Chordata, Actinopteri, Acipenseriformes, Polyodontidae.